AUGGCUCAAGGUAAGCGAGCCGUCCAAGAGCGUUUAUACAGUCCUCGAGCGUUGCUGACAUGCCCAGCGCCCAACAAAGCCCAAGAACGGCUUUCCCAAGUCUCGUCACACCUCGGCGGGUCGCCUGAGUCCGAUUCCAAAUCUUCCAUCCUAAACAAAUCACCCGACGACGUCGUAGUGACAUGCGCUCUGCGGACGCCCUUCACCAAAGGCGGCAAAGGGCUCUUCAAGGACACGGCGGCGGCGGACCUACUCGCUCUGACGCUGAAGAACCUCCUUGAACGGUCACGCAUCGACCCGAACCUGGUGGAGGACAUUGCCACGGGCUGCGUACUCGCGCCCGGCGGCGGCGCGACGGAAUACCGAGCGGCAGCACUGGCGGCCGGGUUCCCCGUGACGACGGCGGUCAAGAGUCUGAACAGACAAUGCUCCAGCGGCCUGCAGGCGUGCGUGGACAUUGCCAACGCGAUCAAGGCGGGCAUGAUCGACAUCGGCAUCGGGUCUGGGGUCGAGAGCAUGUCGUCACAGUACGGGCCUGGCGCGGUCACGGAGUUCUCGGAUCUCUUGGAAAACCACCUCGAAGCGGCCAACUGCAAGGUCCCCAUGGGCGUUUUGUCGGAGCAAAUGGCCAAGGACCGACACAUUUCUCGGGCGGACCAAGACGCCUUUGCGGCCAGUUCGUAUCAAAAGGCCCUGAAGGCGCAGCAGGCUGGCCUGUUCGACGAGGAAAUCGCCCCCGUAACGGUUCAGUACACGGACCCCAAGACCGGCGAGGACAAGACGGUGACGGUGAGCAAAGACGACGGCGUCCGACCGGGCAUCACGGCCGAGUCACUGGGCAAGAUCCGCGCGGCGUUUGCCAAAGACGGCUCGAUCCACGCGGGCAACGCGUCACAGGUGUCGGACGGCGCGGCCGCAGUGUUGUUGAUGAAGCGCAGCACCGCCGAGCGCCUGGGCCAGCCGGUGCUGGGCAAGUUCGUUGCGGCUUCCGUCGUCGGCGUCCCGCCCUUGCUGAUGGGCAUCGGCCCGUGGAAAGCCAUCCCCGUGGCGCUCGGCAAGGCUGGCGUGUCCAAAGACGACGUCGACAUCUACGAGAUCAACGAGGCUUUUGCCAGCCAGGCUGUCUGGUGCGUCAAGGAACUCGGCCUGCCGCUGGAAAAGGUCAACCCCAAGGGUGGCGCCAUUGCUUUCGGCCAUCCGCUGGGCUGCACCGGCGCCAGGCAGGUCAGUACGCUGUUCACCGAGCUCAAGCGGACGGGCAAGAAGAUUGGUGUCACGAGUAUGUGUGUGGGAACAGGAAUGUAA
Messenger RNA from Capronia epimyces CBS 606.96, 1305 nucleotides. Its product is annotated as acetyl-CoA acyltransferase. Gene Ontology annotation, biological process: phenylacetate catabolic process; fatty acid beta-oxidation. The transcript has a single exon. Bases 1 to 1305 code for a protein of 434 amino acids. The record is from RefSeq and is a predicted model, not a curated record. NCBI's taxonomy places the organism in Eukaryota, Fungi, Ascomycota, Eurotiomycetes, Chaetothyriales, Herpotrichiellaceae. Gene Ontology annotation, molecular function: acetyl-CoA C-acyltransferase activity. Gene Ontology annotation, cellular component: peroxisome.